Messenger RNA from Paramecium tetraurelia, 651 nucleotides. RefSeq lists its product as uncharacterized. Lineage: Eukaryota; Ciliophora; Oligohymenophorea; Peniculida; Parameciidae. The record is from RefSeq and is a predicted model, not a curated record. The transcript has a single exon.
AUGGAUUAGGGAUGGGAAGUAAGUGAAGAACACUACUUAGAGAAUCUAAUAUAAAAUCCUCUAUGUUUAAAGAGGUAGGAAUCUUAAUAAAUUGAAAAGCCUGCCAUUUUGGCAUCUUAAGAAUCACCAAAAACAAGAAUGAGAUUUAGGACAACUUCUAUGCCAAAAUUGGACGAAAGCAGCAAGCCAAAUUCACCUAAUAAGAAACCAGCUAUAGAACCACAGACAAAAGUGGAAUCCCCAAUCAAAUAUCAGCAAUCGUCUCUAAUUUUGAAAACACCUAUAAGAUAACAAAAAUUCUAAUUAUAUCCACAGAAGAUAUCUCUUAGAUCUACGCUGUUCUAAACUCCCUUGGAAGAGUGUAGUCCAAUCAAACUGGGAAGAACACUCUAACCAAAGCAAUUUAACCCUGUGUUAUCGAAUAUCAGUGACAUCCAUUACAAUGGAAUGAAAGGGUAGACUAGAUCAGUAAAGAGUGCCUCAAUGAGCAAUCUUUUUAAUUAUGAUGAACGUGUAAUAUAAAAGAAAAGAUUAGAAGAUUUUGUCUUCAAAAUCAGACCACAAAGAAAUGCUAGUAUUCUGUAUGCGAACUCCCAAAGUUCCCUAUAGACUACUACAGAUGAUAUUGUACUUAGAAAAAUCUAAAAAUGA